Molecule: messenger RNA, 414 nt
Organism: Miscanthus lutarioriparius
Lineage: Eukaryota; Viridiplantae; Streptophyta; Magnoliopsida; Poales; Poaceae
Source: the annotation of a GenBank genome assembly
AUGACGUCGCCUCCGGGGGAAAAAGUAGAAAAUGAACUAGGUAUUAUAUGGCCUACACAUAUCACACGGAGGCUAGAUUCAGAUUUCAAGCGAAGGUUGAUCAAGGCUCUUACAAAGCCAGUUGCUCCGAAGGAGUAUUAUAGAUUGUUUGAGACAGUUACUAUCCGUACUCCGUUGAUCAAGCUGCGGCAGGACUACAAUGAAACAAAAUUAUAUCCUGUGGAAGAGAUGGACAAUUCAUAUUUGGACUAUUACCCCGAUCUGGCCGACCAAAUUAUGAAAAGUGGCCAUCGCAAUGGUCUAGCUCUGAUGCGUGGGUUUCUCUUCUGGUUGCAGAACAAUGUACAUGAAGAUCAGUUCAAACCAUGGGUAGAUGAUUCUAAAGAACAGGAGGUUAUUUGUUUGGUGGACUGA